Molecule: messenger RNA, 1623 nt
Organism: Sorghum bicolor (sorghum)
Lineage: Eukaryota; Viridiplantae; Streptophyta; Magnoliopsida; Poales; Poaceae
Product: transcription factor MYB59-like
Exons: 2
Coding region: 356-1282 (308 amino acids)
Biological process (GO): regulation of DNA-templated transcription
Cellular component (GO): nucleus
Molecular function (GO): sequence-specific DNA binding; DNA-binding transcription factor activity
Source: RefSeq, a predicted model, not a curated record
ACGAUCGUCACCACGCACCAUUACGCACUAGCUAUCUCACCUGCUGCCUGCCUGCCUGCCUUCUCUCUGCUCAAUCUCUUAGCCAUCCAUCCAUCCAUCAUGCGCCAUAUCCUCCACCACCAUGCAUUAUACUAUGUGCUCUAUGCUAGCCCAACUACCCAAGUGGACCUCAUAUAAAGGGGAGGCCAGCUGAGCCCAGGGAAUCAAGCAAGCUGUUUCCCCCUGUUGUUUCUUCUUCUUCUUCCUCAGCUCCUUCUUCCUCUCGAUCGAUCGAUCGAGCAUCCAAGCUUGGUCUUUGUUUCUGUCGCUGGAGGAGGUGUAGAUAGCUAGCUAGCAACCGACCGAUCGAUCGACCAUGUCGUCGUCCUUGUUGUGUAGGCGCAGGAACCACAAGAAGGACGGCGAUGGCGAGCAUCAGAUCAUCAUCAGCACCAGCACGCCGGCGGCGAUGAGGAAGGGCCCGUGGACGGACGAGGAGGACGAGCAGCUGGUACGGUUCGUGCGCCUCUUCGGCGAACGCCGAUGGGAUUUCUUAGCAAAGGUGUCAGGUCUGCGGCGCACCGGCAAGAGCUGCCGCCUCCGGUGGGUGAACUACCUCCACCCGGGCCUCCGGCGAGGCCGCAUCACCGCCGACGAGGAGCGACGCAUCGUGGAGCUCCACGCGCAGUGGGGAAGCAGGUGGUCGCGCAUCGCCAGGAGCUUGCCCGGACGCACCGACAACGAGAUCAAGAACUUCUGGAGGACAAGGACCAGGAAGAAGGCUCUCGAGGAGAGGAGGGCGGCAGGGGCGGCUGCGGCCGUGACAGCGACGGCGGAGCCUGCUGCGUCGUCGUCGUCCUCGGUGACGAUGAUAUCCGAGUGCCGCCCCGGAUCCCCCAACAGCGGCGCCGCCACCACGUCGUCCUCGUCGGGGGGUUCGUCGUCGUCGCUGCGGGAAGAGCGCCCCGGCGACGAGGACGCCGAGCUCGAGGAGGCGUCCACGGCCACCACCGCGGCAGGGACAACCAAGCAGCAGCAACAGCAACAGCAGCCGUUGCCGCAGGAGUACUACGACGGUUGCUCCACCAUGGACCAGCUGUGGAACGAGAUCGCGGCAGCCGACGCUGCGGCGAUGAGCUACGUCGUCGACGCCUGCUGGAACGGAGCUGGUCAUUAUUACUAUGGCGCUGCGGCCGCUGAGCCGCCGCCGGCGUCGCCGCCGUGGGAGUACUGCGGCCCAGACUUUUCGCUCUGGAGGAUCGACGACCAAGAGUACUACAAGAAGAUGCUCGACUCCUCCUGAUAUCCGAUUCAUGGCGUAUCCAUCAAUCAUCUACACGCGCUUGUGUGCUCUGUGAAUUUCCAAGCGAGGAACGAAUUACUUAACGGUAGGGAUGGUAGAUUAUCAUCUAUCGUCUUAGACUAAUUAAUUAGUAAGAGCUUAUGAAUCUAUGAUGAGAGCGAAGUAGAUCAUGCAUGGUGGUGAGAUGAGAGCGCUUUGUAUUAAUGGUGGUUAAACUAGUGUGAUCGACUGAUGAAUAUAAUAUAUAUGUAGUUUGCAUUUGUCUUAAUCGAUUGAUCGAUCUCUGAUCGACGGUACUUGUAUAUUAUGUAACCUAGCUUUACUUAUUGGUUAUAUUACUA